This is a messenger RNA of Aphanomyces astaci, 1393 nucleotides long. RefSeq lists its product as hypothetical. The record is from RefSeq and is a predicted model, not a curated record. Gene Ontology annotation, biological process: mitotic spindle organization. The transcript has 6 exons. The coding region runs from base 18 to 1169 and encodes 383 amino acids. Gene Ontology annotation, cellular component: dynactin complex; cytoplasm. NCBI's taxonomy places the organism in Eukaryota, Oomycota, Saprolegniomycetes, Saprolegniales, Verrucalvaceae.
AUUCGUCCCGACGAUCGAUGGCCGAACGCCGCAUCCUCGAAGAGACCGAGGUGUAUGAGACCCCAGAGGUCGAAGUGUACCCCAGUGGAGGAAGCUCUACACUGCAUCCAUAUGCACACAUUGACGACACAACAUCCGGCUCCGACUUGAAUGAGAUUGACCGAGCCCCGCUCCGACCAGCAGACGCGUUCCACGCCUUUCUCGGCGCGUCGGUCCCUUCGAACUCGGAAGAAUUGAAGGUUGUGCCGCGGGGAGAACUGGAAACCCCUACGAUGCGGUACCAUCGACUUCAGCAGGAAAUGGGCGAGCUCGAGACCGAUCUGGAAUUGCUCCAGAACCUAUCCAAGGACUCCACGGACCCUCCAACCUACCGCACAAUGCUGCAAGGCCUCAAAUCGCUACAAGCGAACUUGAGUCAGCUGCAGCUGGACCCAACAACGUCCGCGCAGCAGAACACCCCCAGCACCGUCCAAGCGCAACAACACCAUCUCUCGACGCAGUUGUGGAGAGACAUUCAAUCGUUUCGCGAGCAACAUGUCGCUACGACAGCAUCCUCCGACAGCAACGCAGCCGGUCUCAUCUAUGAGGUGUACGCUGUGCACGAAGAGGACCAGUCUGCGAGAUUGAAACUAGCAGCGGUCGAACAGCGCGUGGCACAGUUGGAACGUCUCGUGGGUCCUGCGUCGUCGUCCGCCGAGGCAGCGUCGUUGCUCCGUCAUGUGCAAGAGCUGGAAACACGGGUAUCGCUCCUGACAUCGUCCGAGGUGUCGGCCAUUUCGUCGCGAGUGGGCACGCUGUUGAACCAAUUGACUUCGAUCAGCAAACUGCAAGACACGAGUCCGAUCGUCCACCAAACCAUCGCCACCGCCCAAGAGACCACGCAAGUCGCCGCCAUGUACGACAAGCUUCAGUCUGUGGGCGCGACGGCAGCAGCCAUCCCCGCUUUGGUGGACAAACUCACCAGCGUCCAAGCGCUUCACGACGCCGCCAGUACCUUUAGUGAACGCAUUGCCACGUUGGAGCUCAACACGACGCAACUGCAGGCUAUCUUGGCCACCGAUGCCACGCUCCUUGAAAAUAUGGAAGCCAACUUGACGCGCAACCUCAGCACAUUCCAAGCCAACCUGGAGCACCUCGACGCUCGGCUGCAAAAACUGUCUGCACCAUAAAUCACGUGAAAUAGUUUGUGAUAUUAUAUUCGAGCAUUGAUACUUUUGUCUUAUAAUUGAGCCUUCCAUUGGCCAACAGCCGCGGGGCCGGCGUCCCGGGCGUCCAAGUAGUCGUUGAGCACCUCUCGAAAGUCCUGGAUGCUCGCCACGCCUUUGGGCGUGUACUCUGUUCGAAGCGUCGCGCGGACAUACACUUGGUCGAGCACGUCGGGCGGAAUUUCGUC